AUGGGCGAAUCAGAAAUCGCCCCGUAUAAAGUACUUCAAAAGUGGCCAAACGAGAACCUGGAGUUGCGUCAUUAUCCUGCGCAGAAUUGGGCAUGCACCCAGGCUAUUGCCCCUCGGAUGAGUGAUAUGUCAUCAUCGGGGUUUAGCGAGUUGUUCAAAUACAUUUCAGGAAAUAACGUUAAAGGUCAGAAGAUCGCUAUGACGAGGCCUGUAUUGGUUGAAAUCAAGCCAGGUCCAAGAUCUACAAGUGACCGGUUAUACAAAAUGGGAUUCUAUAUGUCAGCAGAUGAAUGCCCCUCACCUCCGACGCCAAAGGCGAGUAGCGUGUUCAUAGAACAUAGACCGCCGUUGAAAGUUUAUUCUCGCGUGUACUCUGGCUUCUCGAAUGAAAACAAGUUGAAUAAGGAAGUUGGACGACUUGCAAGUGUCUUGAAUCGGAUGGGGAAAGGCUAUCGAACCGACGUGUACUUCUCCGCGAGCUAUAAUUCACCGUUUGAGCUGUUCAAUCGGCGAAACGAGGUGUGGCUUGUUGCUGACCCUGACUCGUA
Opisthorchis viverrini is the source of this 548-nucleotide messenger RNA. RefSeq lists its product as hypothetical. The transcript has 4 exons. The record is from RefSeq and is a predicted model, not a curated record. The annotation marks the transcript as partial. NCBI's taxonomy places the organism in Eukaryota, Metazoa, Platyhelminthes, Trematoda, Opisthorchiida, Opisthorchiidae.